This is a messenger RNA of Penicillium odoratum, 751 nucleotides long. Its product is annotated as 60S ribosomal protein uL5. The transcript is spliced from 2 exons. Gene Ontology annotation, molecular function: structural constituent of ribosome; RNA binding. Bases 1 to 531 code for a protein of 176 amino acids. NCBI's taxonomy places the organism in Eukaryota, Fungi, Ascomycota, Eurotiomycetes, Eurotiales, Aspergillaceae. Gene Ontology annotation, cellular component: cytosolic large ribosomal subunit; ribosome. The record is from RefSeq and is a predicted model, not a curated record. Gene Ontology annotation, biological process: translation.
AUGCAGUCGGACGGAAAGGACAAGAGCGCGAACCCCAUGCGCGAGCUGCGCAUCCAGAAGCUCGUGCUGAACAUCUCUGUCGGCGAGUCUGGUGACAGACUUACCCGUGCCGCCAAGGUGCUGGAGCAGCUGAGUGGUCAGACCCCUGUCUACUCCAAGGCCCGUUACACCGUCCGUACCUUCGGUAUCCGUCGUAACGAGAAGAUCUCCGUCCACGUCACCGUCCGUGGCCCCAAGGCCGAGGAGAUUCUCGAGCGUGGCCUCAAGGUCAAGGAGUACGAGCUCCGCAAGCGCAACUUCUCCGAGACCGGUAACUUCGGUUUCGGUAUCUCCGAGCACAUCGAUCUUGGUAUCAAGUACGACCCCGGUAUUGGUAUCUACGGCAUGGACUUCUACUGCUGCAUGACCCGCCCCGGUGAGCGUGUUGCCAAGCGUCGCCGCUGCAAGUCCUCCAUCGGUGUCAGCCACAAGAUCAACAGCACCGAGACCAUGAAGUGGUUCAAGAACCGCUUCGACGGUAUCAUCCGGUAAACGCCUCAUGGAAAAUUGGGGUGAAUGAAAUCUUGUGAUUUACGAUUCUUCGGCCCGAAAAGAAAACAAAAAACUCGGUCCAGGAUGAGAAUCAACUGGGCCGGGCUCCUGAUCUCUGCGUCGGAUAUGGUGUUCUGAACCCUUUAUCUUUUUAUCUACCACGGCAACCAGGAUAGGCGUGUUAGAGACAUGAAUUCACUACACAUUUGCACAAAGCGCA